Messenger RNA from Anopheles moucheti, 6274 nucleotides. RefSeq names its product serine-rich adhesin for platelets (gene PNUTS). The coding region runs from base 1338 to 5264 and encodes 1308 amino acids. Lineage: Eukaryota; Metazoa; Arthropoda; Insecta; Diptera; Culicidae. The transcript has 6 exons. The record is from RefSeq and is a predicted model, not a curated record.
UUCUCGGUGAGUCAUGACGUGUUUUUCGUUGCUCCGGUGAUCUCUGGUUCUUCAACACUUUUUCUUCAUUUGAAGUAGAAGGAAAAACGGACAUUCGAUUCGUCCUUACGCGAAGAGUGCGAUUUGUAACCGUCCUUGCCCAGACGUUUGGGAAAGAGGCGCUGAAAUAAAGGGUAAAUUUCAGUCACACCACGUAAGGGGACCAUACUUGGAAAGGUCCGCCAUCUUGUCGAGCUCUGAGGAAAAGAAUAAAGCAAUCAUCUACGGUCUGUUGCCUUGGGGCUGCUAAUCGGUUCAAACGAAAAGAGAACGCCCGCAGCUGGUUAACAUAAUUGACUGCGCCUCAGUCGAUAAACGUGCACGCCUAUACUAAGCUAUAGACAUUAUUUGGAGAGAAAUUCAUAAUUGCAAAUAUAUUAUUGUUGCCAUAGAGUGGUUUCCCUUUGUCACCGAUGGCGAAGGUCGCCCCGUACACGUAGAGAGAAGGUCGUAUUACGUGCAAGCGUUCAAUGAAAGUGGUGCGAUACGGGGCGAGCAGGGAACCACCUAAGUUAUUUCCAUCAUCAUAAUCAAUGGUUUUGUUGGGCGCGCUACAUGUGCCACCCGCCGUACAAAGUUCCCGACGAUUAUAAGUGAGUAGGAUAAGCUAGGACCGCAAGUUACAGUAAUGAUUUAGUUGAAAAAGUGAAAGUUUUAAUAAUUCGAGCAUGUACAUGUCGGUCGAAUGCAACCGUAAGGACAAAAUUGAUGGUGAAAUAAUACUGCGCAUUAACGCGCUGGCUGGCUGUGUGGUUGGCUGAUGAGCCACGCGUCGGCCCCAAUCGGUAGCGCUAGCGGAAACGCCCCUAAAUUUGCUACCUCACAGCUUUCAAUGUGAAACACCAAAUGUCAUGUGCUUGCCGUCAUCGACCCCCUUCGGGAACGUACGUACGUUUAGUUUCGCGAAAAAGACGCUUGGUGGCGCUGCAGCAAUACAGUACCUACCCGUUCAAUCCACGGUAUCAUCGUCGUUUUUUUACACCGCAAUUAAACUCGAAAGUCUCUCACCACAAAUGGUGAACCUUAGUCACGCGAAGAACCAGACACCAAACAAAUAAACAAUAUCAACGUCGUAAAACUUAUCCGGAGCGGCCUGUGUAGGAUGCAUUGUGGACUCCAUAGCGUACUUCGCCAGGAAGCCCAUGGAUGCUAUUAGCAGCAGUAGGUGAUAUUAAUGAAUAAUAAACGGAAAGGGAGUUUUCUCUAGCAAAUACCACAAGCAUCAAAAAUCCGAUCCGAGACCUUUGAUAUAUCGUACAAAAUCAUACGAUUGCAGCAGCAAAUCUACGGCUUCAGCAAUGCCGCGUAUCGAUCCGAUGAAACUGUUGGUGUGUCUGAGCGUGCUGCUCGCACCAAAUGGUGGCAUACGUAAUGCGGGAGAAGUGAGACGGCUAGCAAAUUUGAUGGCCAAGUUUUCGAAAAAAUUAGUCUCAAAAGCCAUUUACAUACAGAUACUAAAGUGCACAGAAACCGAGCUGCUGGGCCAAUUCAUGCAAACCGGUGGCUGGACACUGGUACAUACGUGGCUGGUCGAUGGCAUUGCGUCCAAAAAUUGGCCACUAAUUCAGGAACUGUUGGAGCUACUUCUCUGCUGUCCGGUGGAUGUGGAGAGGUUGAAAAUAAAUAGUACCCCCAGGCUGGUCAAAUCGUUGUCAACGGACAGUGCGCACGAAAGUGUGAAAGUUCUUGCAACGAAGCUGGUCGAACAGUGGUUGUAUAUUGUGAAAGCCCCGAAGCAAUUAUCGCCGAUGGUUCCAAUAAAUCAGUCAGAAUUGUCAGCCGUCACUGGCUUGGCGGGGUUCACUGAGGGAAAGCAACUUAAUUCCGAAGCAAUGAACAGUGCUCUCGCGAUCGGUGGGGUAUUAGCCAAACAAGGUGGAGAUUCCGGUAACGGAACGACGAGUAAUCAUUACCAACAAAAUGGUUAUACAGUGCAUAACGCUAGCAAUAAUGAGGUGGCGCCAAAUGUACAGCAAUCUGACGUUGGCAGAGAUGAUGUAGAUGGCGGUAAAAAAACAUUCCAAACGGCUGGGGGAGAACCGACGUUACCUGUUGUUUCGUCUAAAAAAACUUCCUUGGUGUUGAAGAUUACGACAAAGAAUGGGAAGCAGGUUGUGGCGAAGGUGAUUAAACCGAACAGAAAGCAACAACGUGCUCCUGCGCUGAUGGGUGCGAACGACGCAGCAGGCGAUGAAAAUGACGAUCGGGAUGAGGAUGACGAGGAAGAUGACCAGGAAGAGGUGGUGGUUAAUAUCGAAUCGGGCAAAUCUACUGAUGAACCGGUAACCCCAAACGGGAAGGACGAUCAGCAGGUGACGGAUGUGAAGAAGUUAGACUUACAGAAUGGUGUAGAAAGUAGCAAGGAAAGAAAUUCUUCUUCGUCGAAAGAUAAAGAUCGACAUCAUCAUUCGCACCGUGAUCGGGAGAAGGACCGCAAGGGUAGUAGUAGUAGCGUUAGUCGAUCUUCCUCUUCGAAAUCGUCCAGCAGCAGCAGUAGCAGCAAACACAAAUCUUCAAGCAGCAGUAGUAGCAAAAGCAGUAGUUCGAGCUCUAGUCGCAGUAAGGAUAAAGACCGCCACAGCAGCAGCAGCAGUAGUAGUAGCAAACACAAAAGCUCCUCGUCGUCUUCGUCGUCCAAGUCAAAUAGUAGCGGCUCCAAGAGCAGCAGCAGUAGCGACAAACAUCGAGAUCACAAAGAUAAAUCAAACCAUUCCGCUAGUAGUAGUAGUAGCGGCACUCGAGAUUCCAAAAACCAAUCACAGUCAUUUUCGUCAUCUAAGCUUUCACGCAAAAAUUCGCGUGACGAUAGUGCCGGAGGUGGCUCAAACGACAGUGGUUCGGAAACGAGUAGCACUACUAAUACUAACGCGAAUGGUGCAAAGACGACAAAGUCCGCUUCUGCCUCCGCCCUUCUGAACAAGAAACCGUCGAUUUCAAUCGAGGUCCGCAAUCCGGAAAAUCGCCCCAAGACGGUUAAAACGUACAAUUCCCAGUUUCGCUCACAUGGUCUCAUUGAGGAGGCUCCACCGCCACCAUCGCGGAAGGGCUUGAAGAAACCAUCGUCCACUACUCCUACAACAGCAUCGUCGAACACCACCUCCUCCCCCACUACGAUCGGAUCGACCGCCAUCGGUACGGUAAAGCGCAGCUCACCCAUAUCGUCGGGUCGGGAAACAACUAUGGCGGGAUCACCGGUCGAGAAGAAGCCGAGGGAAGACCCAUUGGAGCGGCCCGGUUCCAUCAAGCUCAUACCACCGAAGCGUCAACAUGCUUUGGUAGAAUCGGAUAUGUUUAUGGAUGCACUGUCGGCCACGCUGCGCAAGGACGUGAAGAAGCGUAAAAGGCGCACGAGCGGUUCGGAGGGUGCUGCUGCUGCUACUACUACCGUGGCCAAUAGCAAGACGGACGAACCAACGACCACCAAUAAACCGGCUAGUGUGGAUGCCGCUGCACCCAAGGUGACUGCACCGGGCAGUCCCACACCGACGACAGCGGAAGAUUCUGCCUCGGAAGCGACGACUCCAACGACACCUACCUCACCAAAGGUCCCAACGAUUGCACCGAUGUCCUUCUACCGGGAUACAUUAGCGGAACAGGAAGAGGAAAAUGGUGCCGAGUCGGUUGAGGAUGGCGCAAAGAAGGAACAAACUGAAAUGGAAAAUAAUGGACAGGAUUGUAAAAAAUCAAAUGCUGACGAUGAAACGGAAGCGGAUGAUGAAGGGCCAUUAUUGAAGAAGCCCAAGCGAGUUAAAUGCGAACUGAACGAGGAUGAUGAGGAGAAAAAGGAUGCAGAAAACAGCGGGGAGAAGACGGGGAAAAAGGAACCGGCCGAAGGCGGUGAUGGCAAUGAUGAGGAAAAGACUGAAUUGAUGGAUGAAGUUAUGAAUGACGUGGAGAAGAAGAUCGCGGAAGAAGCGGAAGGUGUGGUGAAGAAGGAGGAUUCGGAUAAGGAGGAAGAUUUCCCGGCCGAUGGUAAGAAACCGCCCGGUCCGGGUUGUGGACCAGAUGGACCACCCGGUGUGCUCGUGAUCCAUCGUCGCAAGGGUCCGAAGAAGCAGCUGCGCUGGAGAACGGCCGAAGAGCUGGAGGAGGUGCGUUACUUCGAGCUAGACGUAACGGAACGGUGCAAUGUGACGAAGUCAUUCACGGACAUGAAGCAGAUGGAACGGGUGGACGAACGGCAAAAGUUUAUGCUGUCACGGAAGGUUGGUUCCGAGGACAUUAUGGUGGAACGGACAACGUGGCGCCCGUUAGUGCAGGUGGACAAUGUACCACCGUCACCCGAUGGUAACCAAAGCCUGGAGCGUAAUGUGCAACGGCAGCGCGAGCGCGGUUGUCUGCAGGCCCUUUACUUCAACAAGCACAUGAUUCCCGAUUCGGCGAUCGAACCGGAUCCGGCCGACAUUUAUCAGACUGCUGAUCCGGUACACAUUCCGCUGGAGGACGUUACCGGCAAUCCGGAUUCGGUGAACGAUUUCACCAGCGUACCAUGGCCCGAUCCCAAAUCGACACCACCGCACGAAUCGGGCGCAUUUAACUCACCGUUCUUUCCCUCCGAUUUACCGCCAGGGGCUGGUUUUGGUCCGGGAGGGUUCCCUCCACCAUUUGCACCCGGUGCCGCGGCCUCGAUUGGGCCGGGACCUUGGAAUAUGGGAGGGCCACCGAGUGGAGCGAGUGGACCACGGCCAGGCGUUCUUCCGCCGGGUAUGUUUCCGCUUAAUCAACCACCACCCGGUAUGGGACCAUCGGGGGGUGGCGGUGGUCCCGGUGGUAGUCCAAACAUGAUGAACAUGCCACUAAACAUGUCACCGAAUGUGCCUCCGCCGGGAAUGUUCCCGGGCGCGACGAAUUUCAACGCACCACCGCCAGAGUUGGGACUGAUGCAGGGUGGUGGGCCGGAUAUGGGUGGUCGAAGGGGACCGCCCGGACCGGGAGGGGUCGAUUUCCGCAAUGGUCCUCCGCCGCAACAGCAGUGGGUCACUGGCAAUCGACCAUUUGUCGGUGGCAAUAAUCCACCGCGUGGUGGCGCCGGCUUUGGAAACCGUGGAGGACCAGGUAUCGGCGGCAACUGGAACAACCGCAACAAUGGCAACAAUGGAAAUCGAAACGGUGGCGGAGGAGUAGAUCGCGGCCGGAUGGGUGAUGAUGCUCGAGGAAACUAUCGUGGCCAUUGGCUGCAGAACAACCGAGGUCACAAUCGGGGCGGUGGUGGCCGAAAGUGGUAGCACCGGAGGGACUCAAACAGGGACAGCGACGACAGUCCGGAGUAGUGGAUGUCUCAAAAGUUCUCCGUAUCGGAAGGAAUCUACAAAAACGCCUCUGUUUCAAAUCGAUCUCGCACGCCUAUAUUUUGUUUUUGUAGAUGUUUCGUAGAAUGAUUUCAUCUGCUCUGGUUAACUUGUUUUAUGGAAUUAAUAUUAAUGUGCCGUAUAAUAAUAGUGGUAGUAGUAAUAGUAAGCAGUAGUACUAACUCUACUGCUCCACCAGGCUGGAGUGCAAACAGUGGCCAUGUAAGGGCACUUAGUACAUCGCUCGAUUGGUGCGAUAGAAUGAACCACCUAUCGUGUAUAUAUUGUGCAGAACAGAAACUAAGGAACUAAAGAAUGGGAACUCCGUGUGUGUUUCCGGUAGCUUUAGGUGUAUUGAAGAUUGCAGUGCUUAUGGAAGCAAAGCAUUUAAAAUAGCUAAUAGGACACCAAUGGAAGCAGUUUCGAGUCAAUCACAGCUACUGCACGUUAUCUUGUUUGUCAGUUUACUUUUAUUAUCUGAAGUGAAAUGAUAACGAGCAAGCAAUUCAAAAGAAUCUGUAUAUUGCGGAAGCAUUACGAAUCGACAUGCGACAAAAAAUAUGUUUUCGAAACAUUUUUAAUUUUUUGUUGCGACAUAAUGCUUUUUAUGUUCUAGAACAGUAAAUUAAAUGAAGGAAUUUGUACCUAGUUUAUCGUGACGGAUGUAUAGAGAAGAUAAGACCGGUUGCAAAGUUACAAUAAGAAACGGUUAUUAAUGUGGAAACUUAAACUUUGUUUCUUUUUAUUCUACUUAAUAUUAAAACACAACUUGAAGAUGUUGUGCAAGAUAUGGCUUAUAUUACGGAUUAAAAAACUGCAAUCGAAUGUAGGCGAAUUGUGAAAAGAGUUUAGAGAUAAAGCUGCAUAGUGUAAUCUCAUUUAUUGUAUGUACGUACUAUUAUUCCAAUAUACCAACAAUAGCAUAAAAGAGUGUUAGUUUUUGUCAU